CACCGGAUAUAACGCGUUUAUAACUCUGAUUGGUCCGUUUGGUUAUGCGCGAGCACAUGUAUAUAAAAGUACGAACGGUCAAUCGCAAUUGGAUCAGUUGUUGACAGCCACUGCGUGCGUGUCAACGAAACACGUGUUGUAUACGUUCGAAAAUAUCUGCCUCUGGCAACAAUCGUCUUUCUGUUAAUUUUUUCUGACGAGCGUCACGAGUAUUGAUCGAUCGACACGGUCGUCUCGGUUUUUUGAAGGAACUUCACGCCGGACGAAUUACUCGGCAAAGUUUAAUGCGAUUGAAAAUAAUCGAAUAAAAAUCGUGUGCGGUGAAGUGAACAAUGUUCGACGUGUUUUUCGAACAUUUACGAAUAUUUUUGUUGUUUUUUCUAUAAAUUCCACGUGAUCGCGAGACAAGAAAUGUCUCGAGGUUUGCUUGUUUGAAAAAAAAAUAUCACUUGAGAAAAUUUCGUAAACACGACAAGUUACAAGAGUGAAAAAAAAAAAACAUCAACAAAGAAGAACACAUUGAAACGAACUAAUUUAUAAGCUGUGAUAUAUAUAUAUAACUGUGCGAAACCCCGAGACACACAGAGCAAAGUUCAGCGUGCAACAAUGCCCGGAGAUAAGCAAGCGACAAUGAAACUGCCUAUUUCGUUGGAUCUUCCGGCGAGGGAAUUGGAGGAAUUGAUGGACAAAGCGAAAGACUGGGCUCUCAUGCACGGUGUGUGUCUGAGGUCAAAAGUCAAUUUCAAUCGAGACGUUCUGCAAUUUGCGCCUUUCGCGCUCCUGCCGUCGCCGUUUCCCCGUGAGGAGUUUCGCAACGCCUGCGACAUUCAGGUCAUUUUGAACGAGCUCAUCCACAGCGUGGCUCACGACUACGAGUUUCUGAAGGAGACUCUGCAGGAGACCGUGAAAGUGGACGACUUCACCAGAAGGCUGUUCGAAAUCUACGAGAUCGUACACAAGGAGGGCGCAGCGCAGAAGAUCUCGCUCGGUUUGCUGCGCUCGGAUCUGAUGCUGGACACGAGCUGUCCCAAGAAGAACACGAAAAAGUUCAAGCCUCACUGCUGCUGGAAGCAGGUCGAGAUAAACACAAUCGCCUCCGGAUUCGGCUGGCUGGGACCUGCUUCCACGCAGCUUCACGAGUUUGUUUUGCGUGAACUCGGCUACAAGGCGGAGUUGAAAAAUCUUCCCGAAAAUAAUGCGCUGCAGGCGCUGUGCGAAGGCAUGAUAGAAGCGUGGAACUUGUACGGCGAUCCGCAGGCUGUUAUCUUGUUCGUCAUCGAGGACGUUACGUACAAUAUAUGCGAUCAGCGUUUCCACGAGUUCGAAAUACGAAGACAGAAUCCGAAUGUGAAGGUGAUUCGAAGAAAUCUGACGCAACUGGCGGCCGAAGCGAGGCUGGGCUUUAACAAAGAGCUGAUUGUGAACGAUUACGUCGUGGGAGUGGUUUAUUACAGAUGCGGCUACGAGCCCGGCCAGUAUCACACUCAGAAGGAAUGGGACGCGAGACUGCUUGUUGAGAGAUCGUUGGCGAUCAAAUGUCCGAGUAUUCAGUAUCACUUGGCCGGCACCAAAAAGGUUCAGCAAACUCUGGCAAAGCCCGGGAUGGUCACGCGCUUUUUGAAAGACGAAAAAACGGCGACAAAAGUGAAAGAAAUAUUCACUGGUCUUUAUCCGCUGGAUUUUGACGAGCACGGGGAUGCCGCGGUGGAAAUGGGUAUCUCAGAACCGCAACGAUUCGUACUGAAGCCGCAGAGAGAAGGCGGUUGCAACAAUCUGUACGGGACGGAUAUCAAGAACUACUUGGAGUCCGUGAAAACCGAGCAGGCGCGUGUAGCUUGGAUUCUCAUGGAUCGACUCUAUCCGCCGGUGCACAGGAACUACGUCGUGAAGCCCGCGAGUAGCGUCAUGCUGGAAACGAAGGAGCUGGUUUCGGAGUUGGGAAUAUUCGGCGUUAUCAUCGGAGAUGAUAAAAACAUUAUUGUUAACAAACAGGGCGGUCAUAUGUUAAGAACAAAGUUAGCCACAGACAACGAAGGCGGCGUGGCAACCGGCCUAGGUGCUUGUGACAGUCCGUUUCUAAUUGAUUAAAGUACGAAAUGGAAAGCGCAUCGAACUGACUACACGAAACAUUUACGUCGCAACAAUAUUCCUCCUCGAAUAACAAUGUUACUGCCAAUAGAACAACGAUGUUUUGUAUGGAUUUAUAUUUUGUAUGUAUAUAUCUUUAUACGUGUGAAAUAAAUGUUUUUUCUUUAUGCAAACUUGAUGCAAACUGACGGAUUCAUUUUGCAAAAUA
Pseudomyrmex gracilis is the source of this 2296-nucleotide messenger RNA. RefSeq names its product glutathione synthetase-like. The record is from RefSeq and is a predicted model, not a curated record. Gene Ontology annotation, molecular function: glutathione synthase activity; ATP binding; glutathione binding. Gene Ontology annotation, cellular component: cytosol. Bases 607 to 2088 code for a protein of 493 amino acids. Gene Ontology annotation, biological process: glutathione biosynthetic process. The transcript is spliced from 3 exons. Lineage: Eukaryota; Metazoa; Arthropoda; Insecta; Hymenoptera; Formicidae.